Blepharisma stoltei is the source of this 480-nucleotide messenger RNA. Lineage: Eukaryota; Ciliophora; Heterotrichea; Heterotrichida; Blepharismidae. The record is from the annotation of a GenBank genome assembly.
AUGAAUAGCCAAAAAAGCCUCGACGACUUAAAAGCUUACUCUUAUUUUAAAAAGCAGCCUUAUGUCAACUAUUCCCGCUCCAAGGAAAUUUUCUAUGAUGACAUAGGGACCACAAAUGAUAAAGUUCUCUACAAUACAACCCAUUUCAAUGUUUUCAGGUAUCAAUGCAGCCCUAAUAGAGAUGAGACACCAAUCAAGCCACCAGCCAGAGCUCAAACGACUGGCUUUUUAAGAAGACGACAGUCAAGGCAAGAGCUUAUGCUAUCGACCAUGGCAAGCAAAUUUUCUAAUAUUGACCCAAGAAAAAAACAAGAACUGAUAGGCUUGGCAAAGACAACAAAGCUCAGAAGCGAUGAAUCAUACCCAAGACUAGUUUCCCAUCAGAGCAGAAGACUCCCAUUUGUUAUGAAUGAUUAUCAUAUAAGAGAGACCAACCCAGGCUUUGCACGAAACGAUUUGGGGAACUUUUUUACUCAUUAG